Messenger RNA from Amorphotheca resinae ATCC 22711, 1093 nucleotides. RefSeq lists its product as hypothetical. The record is from RefSeq and is a predicted model, not a curated record. Bases 123 to 974 code for a protein of 283 amino acids. Gene Ontology annotation, cellular component: plasma membrane; cell cortex; membrane raft. The transcript is spliced from 4 exons. NCBI's taxonomy places the organism in Eukaryota, Fungi, Ascomycota, Leotiomycetes, Helotiales, Amorphothecaceae. Gene Ontology annotation, biological process: endocytosis; fungal-type cell wall organization; cortical actin cytoskeleton organization.
UUGUGCCUCGAGAUUCUGUGGUUCUGACGUACAUCCCCUGAACCAGGGCUUCUUUCAUCUGGCACGCCGCAUCAGUGCCUCCGCCAUCUUUGCAUAGUAAUACCUACGAAUAUUAAUACAUAAUGGCGGCGGGAAUUCGAGGUGGAAUGGGCGUGGGAUCCCUCAUCCUGAUCGCUGCUUCAAUUAUGUUUAUGUUCUUCGUCGUUCUCAGUGGUGUUACAAACAGUGUUCCUCUUAGCAACACUUGGUUCUUGCAAGCAGAUACUUCAACUAUCCCCGGUGCACAUCGUUCGACCUCUCAAUGGACAUUCUGGUUCGUCUGCGGAGCCAAUAACAGGGACUGCGGCGCGCCCGUUCCCGCGUUACCAAUUGGUUAUGCUUGGGUCGAUGGUAGCGCUGGAGCUCCCGAAGCUCUCGUUGGUGGACAUGCAAAACACACGACUAGCUACCACUACUACUACACGUGGCGCUUCGGCUGGGUCUUCUACCUCAUGGCAUUUGUUUUGGACGUCUUUGGACUCUUCACCGCUCUCCUUGCUCCCUGCAGUCGUCUUGCGUCUGGCUUGUCGGGGCUGAUCAUCGGCUCAGCUCUCUUCUUUAUGACUAUGGCGGCUUCAAUGAUGACAGCUAUCUUCGUCGAGGCGCGCAACCGGUUCCAUGACGCAGGCCUUUCUGCCAGUAUUGGCUCUGCUGCUUUCGGGUUCACCUGGGCCGCAUGGGCUUGUAUGGUGCUCGCAACAAUCAUGCUCUUCCUAGGCUGUGGUCUUGGCGGUCGUUCCAGUGGCGCUAGCUCGCGAGCUUCCCGUAUCGAUAGGAGCACCCCCACCCAAACCACCCGCAGCCCCCCGCGAGGCAUUAGAACCACAACCGCUGGUAGCAGCCUUGGAUUCUGGCGCCGACAACGCCGCAGGACUGGGCCCUCUGCCUUCCCCGACACCGAGAGCCAGCAUCGAGUCAAGGAUGAGUACGCUUAGAUCAAACCACUUGUUAUCUAAGUUACAAGGAGACUGAUGUGAAGAUGCAGGCGAGAAUCGGAGGAAGGCACCAUAGGGCUUGCAGAGAAGAAGGAGAACGAGAUAUAAUGAACGAACCG